This is a messenger RNA of Sinocyclocheilus anshuiensis, 3454 nucleotides long. It is a transcript of the gene tmtc2a, whose product is annotated as transmembrane O-mannosyltransferase targeting cadherins 2a. NCBI's taxonomy places the organism in Eukaryota, Metazoa, Chordata, Actinopteri, Cypriniformes, Cyprinidae. Bases 337 to 2871 code for a protein of 844 amino acids. Gene Ontology annotation, molecular function: mannosyltransferase activity; protein binding. The transcript has 12 exons. The record is from RefSeq and is a predicted model, not a curated record. Gene Ontology annotation, biological process: protein O-linked glycosylation via mannose. Gene Ontology annotation, cellular component: endoplasmic reticulum membrane.
AAGUGAUUUCUGCGCAUGCGCGGCGUUUCUAAAUCUCACACGCGUGUUGUGUGUUUGAUAGGAGGGUGUUACUGCUACGGGAUGUUUCACUACGGCUUUCUGGAUGAAGAGCAGGCGAAUACUCUCCGUUCAUUAGCGAAAACACCACAGUACGAGCAGAUAUGUGGGCUGAAUCCACAGCCUUCGACUGAGAAUGGGUUAGACGAGCGAUGCUUGUGUUUGAAACUCUUCCCAUCUCGCAGCGGGAGCAAAACAAUGAGGACAACAGCAAACAGAGACGGGGACUGAUCAGUGUCAUUCAUUCCUGGACUUUCUUUUCAACUCUUUGUCGUUGAGAUGAUAGUGGAGCUGGUGUGCAGCGCGGUGGCUCUGCUCCUCUAUAUGAACACACUGAGCGCUGAUUUCUGCUAUGAUGACAGCCGAGCAAUCAAAACCAACCAAGACCUCCUACCAGACACUCCAUGGAUGAACAUCCUGUACGAUGACUUCUGGGGCACUCUGCUCACCCACAGCGGCAGCCACAAGUCUUUCCGCCCCCUCUGCACUCUCUCCUUCCGCCUCAAUUAUGCCCUGGGCGGCUUGGACCCCCGGGGCUACCACCUGGUCAAUGUGGGCCUGCACUGCUGCGUCACUGCGCUCUUCACUGCAUUCUGUCGCCCCCUGCUGGGUGGAGGACCGUGGAGCCUGUUGGCGGGUCUGCUCUUCGCCUCUCAUCCCAUACACACUGAAGCAGUAGCUGGGGUGGUGGGGCGAGCAGAUGUGGGUGCAGCUUUUUGCUUCUUGUUGUCCCUGAUCUGUUAUGCCCAGUACUGCCGUCUCAGGGCCAGCACAGCACACUCGGACAGGGUUGAAUGGCGGACAGCGCUGUGGCUUGCUGGGAGUUUGGGUGCUGCUGCGGCCGCUUUACUGUGGAAGGAGCAGGGAGUGACUGUUCUGGCCAUCUCAGCCGUUUAUGACCUCUGUGUUGUGCACCGUCUGAGAUUCCGGCAAGCAGUAAUGAUGGUGCUGAAGAGAAAGAACAUGAGCUUGCUGGUCAGUCUAGCAUGGCUGGUUGGUUGGGGGAUGAUUCUUCUCACAGUUCGGUUUUACUGGAUGGGCAACAAGCCUCCAAACUUCUCCAACUCUGACAACCCUGCAGCCGACUCGCCUCACUUCCUGACCAGAGUGCUCACUUUCCUGUACCUGCCAGCUGUCAGUGCCUGGCUCCUCCUCUGCCCUGACAAACUCAGCUUUGAUUGGUCAAUGGAUGCCAUUUCUCUGCUCAGAUCCAUCGCUGAUUGGCGGAACCUUCAGUCGGUUUUGUUUUACACGGGAUUCGCUCUCCUGUCAUGGUUUAGCUUGAGAAACCCAUUACUACAGUCCUCUAAAAUCAGCGAAACCAAUGGAAAAUCACAUAUUAGCAAUGGAAAGUCUGCAACUAAUGGAUACAGUCAUAAUCACAAUGACAAUCACUACAGGGACUCAAACUCUCCCAAAAGAAAUGGAUAUCAUAAACCACCCAAAGCACCUCAAAAAUCCCUUCCAGCCACAGAGAGUGUGGUGGUCUUUUCCCUUGGGCUGCUGGUUUUGCCCUUCAUACCAGCCACUAAUAUGUUCUUCUACGUGGGCUUUGUGGUGGCCGAGAGGGUGCUGUACAUCCCCAGUAUGGGCUUCUGCCUGCUCGUGACCGUAGGGUUGAGGAGCAUGUUUGUUCGCUGCAGGUCGAGAUACUCCAGAGCGUUCCUGCUGAGCUGUGCAGCAGGUCUGGUGCUCCUCUACAGCCUGAAGACUGUGAGGAGGAACCAGGACUGGCAGAGCGAGGAGAUGCUGUACAGGUCUGGCAUUGCUGUAAACCCUGCUAAAGCUUGGGGUAACCUGGGUAAUGUCCUGAAGAACCAGGGAAAGAUGACUGAGGCAGAGAGAGCGUAUAGAAAUGCUCUUUAUUACCGUGGAAAUAUGGCAGAUAUGCUCUACAACCUUGGUUUGCUGCUACAGGAGAGCGAGCGAUUCUCUGAGGCUCUGCAUUACUACAAACUGGCCAUCGGAAGCAGACCGACACUGGCCUCUGCAUACUUGAAUGUGGGCAUCAUCCAGGUCUCGCAGGGGAAUAUCGAAGAGGCCAAACGCACCUUUCACACUUGCGCUGACAUCCCCGAUGAGAACCUGAAGGACCCUCAUGCCCACAAGAGCUCCGUCACCAGCUGCUUGUACAACCUCGGCAAAUUGCUUCAUGAGCAGGGCCAGCACGAGGAGGCGCUGUCCAUGUAUAAAGAAGCUGUGCAAAAAAUGCCACGACAGUUUACACCGCAGAGUUUGUACAAUAUGAUGGGUGAGGCAUAUAUGAGGCUGAAUAAUCUAGAGGAGGCAGGGCAUUGGUACAGAGAGUCACUGAAGGCCAAACCUGACCAUAUUCCUGCCCACCUGACCUAUGGAAAACUGCUGUCUGUCAUGGGACAGAAGUCUGAAGCAGAGCAUUACUUCCUGAAGGCAAUAAAGCUGGAUCCUGCUAGAGGAAACUGCUAUAUGCAUUACGGUCAGUUUCUGUUGGAAGAGUCUCGUCUGGGAGAGGCAGCAGCGAUGGCUCAGAAAGCUGCAGAGCUGGACAGUUCGGAGUUUGACGUGGUGUUCAGUGCUGCUCAUAUGCUCAGACAGGCCAGUCUGAAUGAGGCAGCUGAAAGGUAUUAUGGGAAGGCAGCUAAUUUAAGACCUGAUCAUCCAGCAGCUCUGAUGAAUCUCGGGGCGAUCCUCCAUCUUAAUGGGAAGCUGAAGGAAGCUGAGAGCAACUACCUCCGUGCGCUGCAGCUCAAACCAGACGACCUCAUAACUCAGUCCAACCUCCACAAACUCUGGAACGUCAUGCAGAAACAGGGUCUACGAGCCUCCGGGACGUGAUCUGCUGCUGGGACAUCUGCUGAUUAUUUCUUCUGUGGACGUCUGAUAUAGUUUGAGCUGGAAUUUUGUGCUGAUUCAGCGCUUAUGGACAGAUGUUGGUGGAACCGGUAGAAACUUGAACUAGUCUGUGGGAUGAGAGUGAAGAUGGAGAAGUUCUGCUUUGGACAGUAAAGACCCCUAAGAGUGUGAAAGAAACAUAAGUGCACACAAACACAUGAGAGAUGGAGUUUGCAGCAUGCUGGAUUGUAUUCUUCUGAGACCACUGAACUGGAUGAAUCUGAGUGAUGAUUGUUUUCCCCCUGCCCUAACUGUUUUAUGUCUCUUAUUUUUCAUUAAUGACUUUAAAAAAAGGUUGAGAUUGUCAAUAUGCUGAUAUUUAAAUGCCGCCUCUUAAUUUAUUGUUGGGGAAUCAACGAUUUGUCACCUACAAGGGUUGUUAAUAGAACUGUAAACCUCAAUGUCUGCCAUCACGCAGACCGCAAUUUGUUAUGAGGCACUAUUAUGUAGUCCUACUUUUAAUUUCAGGCUUUUUACCAAAACAUUUUACCACAAUAAAAUGUACGUUUGACCAGAAAAAACAUAA